AUUAAAAAACUCGGCCCAUGAGCCUAUAACUGCUAUUCCUCGUUGUGGAUAACGUAUAUAAACGUGCGGCCGAUAAACCACGGGGAAAUCAAAGAUUAACCCGCCACAUAUGCUUUCACAGCCAUGGUGGUGACUACUCCGACAUCACCUCCUUCAUCCCUAUCUUCCAUUUCGCCAUUACUGCAAAGCUUCCAGCACAGAAUCUUCGUAAACUACGCAGUACCCAGAAUUCGGCACUCGCAGAAUUCGAAUGGAUUACUCUCCGUCAGAGCUUACAUGGAGAACCCCAACUCCAUCUCCGGCUUCGCCAACAAAGUCAUCGGUUCCCUCCCCGUUGUCGGUCUCAUAGCCAGAAUUAUCAGCGACGAAGGCGGAGUCGGAAGCGACCUCAUCGAUUUCGCGGAGUUCAGAAGGAGGGUCGGCAAGAAAUGCACCAUUAUGGACUCCAGAGCUUUUGUCGAGUUCAAGGACAGGCGCGGCAAGGCAGGGGAUCCUCUAUAUGUUCUGCUUUGCUGUUGGGUGGCGGCUGUAGGGGCAGGGCUCCUGAAAUCUGAAGAGAUUUUGGAAGGGGUAGCAAGACUUCGGAUUUCCACCGAUAUUGAAUUCGAAGAGCAGAGUUUCAUUGCUUUGAUGGAUGCAGCGAAAGAGAGACGAUCAAAGUCGAAAGGGGCAGCGCCUUUUGUUCCGAUGGAGGCCCGAGCAGAGAAGGCGUUAGAUGCAAUUUAUGUUUGUUGCUUUGGGAAGGAUCCUAUAGAAGAGGAAGACAAGAGACUUCUCAGUGUAAUGUUGGCAGCGGUUUUCCCAUUGGUUAAGCCGAAAGAGAUGGAGAGGAUUCUGGAAGAGAAAGCAACAAGAGUUGCUGAAGGUUUAGAUGGAAUGGAUGUCCCAGAGGCCAAACAGCUGUCCAAAGAAGCUGUUCAAUUGCAGAUGAAAGAUCUCCAGUUCCUUCAGCAGAACAAUGAUAGUUAAAAAGUAUUUGUAUGUGUGCAUACUAAGAGUUCUUGAUUGAGAAUGUCAACGAGUUCAUUCGCUUCUCUGCUUGCCGGAGCAGAUUGCAGUUGAUUGAAGAGAAUAGAGGUCCCUGCUUGUUACUUGGAAUCCGAUGUACCGGAACCAGGUUGCGAAUAGCUGAAUGAUUCUUGCUGGCGAAAUUUAAACCAUCACUAAGGCAUACAACAUUUAUCACCAAUUCACCAUCCAAUUUCUGAAGACCAAAUCAUUUUCAUCAGAAGAUGCAGAAGCAGAAGAGACAUUGGAAGCGAGGUCACUUGUACUGGCUUGCAAGCUGGCCUUCCUUGACUAUGU
This is a messenger RNA of Linum tenue, 1305 nucleotides long. NCBI's taxonomy places the organism in Eukaryota, Viridiplantae, Streptophyta, Magnoliopsida, Malpighiales, Linaceae. The record is from the annotation of a GenBank genome assembly.